AUGUUCAGUGCUCUGAGAGAGACAUUCAUCUGUCAAGAAUUUCCAGUUCUUUUAGAGAGUGGAGAAGGCGGGCGCGUCGGCGAGUGGGGAAAGGCCGGCGCUGGCGUGGCGUGGCGGUUGCCAAGGCCCGGCGCCGUGCGUUGCCAAGGCAACCAACGGCGCUGCUGGCGGUUGCGCCGCGUAGGCCCGAGAGCGGGGAGCGGGUCCGGCUGGAGGGCCGCCAUGAACUCCCCCGGCAGCAGCGGCGGCGGCAGCAGCGACGGGCGCAGUAGCAGCAGCAGCAGCGGCGGCGACGUUAUCAGCGGCGUCAGCAGCAGGGCCACCAUCGGCUCCACCGCCUCGGUUCUGGCCGAGCUCAACUGGGACGAUGGGUUCGCCAUCCCCGUGGCCAGCGAGGAAAACAAGAGGCUGGAGGAAAAGUUUCGGAAUAUGCAAAAAGAAAAGGUCAGCAUCGAAAAUCAGGUGGCUGACUACGAAGAGCGUAUUGCAGCAAUGACGGCACACUUAAAGAACGUCAAACAGGAAUUUAAUUUGACACAGUCUCUUUCCAGAGCAAGAAAGAAUGAAAUUGAAACCGAAAAGCAUUUUAAAGCCAUUGCAGAAAGAGAAGUGGGACGCCUGAAAAGUGAGAUUAAAAGGCUGGAGAAUGAGAUGGUUUCAUUAAGGGAGAAGAAAAAUAGUCAAGAAAACAGUGUCUUCAAAGUGACACAGAAGCUGGAAGCCUUAAGAUGCCAAAUGAACUGGGACCAACAAGCAUUAGAGGCUUGGUUAGAAGAGUCUGCUCGUAAAGACAAUGAUGCCAUGGUGAUCCAGAAAUAUGCCCAGCAAGAUGAUGGGAAAUUAAGGGUGCUGACUUUGAAGAUAGAAUUACUGACUGAAGACUGUAACCGCAGGCGCAAAAUUCUCGACAACGAGCUGACAGAAACCCUAGCCGCUCAGAUCGAGUUGGAUAAGGCAGCUGAAGAUUUCCGCAGGGUUCAUCACGAGAGACAAGAGCUUAUCAAACAGUGGGAAAACACCAUAGAACAAAUGCAGAGAAGAGAUCAAGAAAUAGACCAUUGUGGCUUGCUGUUAGCCCAGGCCAGGCGAGCGAUACGAGCCAAGGAAAGCGUGCUUAAAGACAAAAUCCAGUUUCUGGCGAAUGAGAGUGGCAAUAACAUGGAGUACGAGAAGAGAAUUGGCGUAGCUGAUCGGCAGGCUGCCAGGCUGAGGCUAGACUACCAGAAAGAGGAGAGUAAUCGAAACCAGCUGCAGGAUGAGAUGGAUACACUGAAAGCGACUGUAGAUGGGACCGCUUCUGAACUAGAACUGAUGAGAUCCUCUGUAGCUAACCUGAAAAAGGAAAUCCAGGAGAAAUCACUACGGCUAAACUUCAUCAAGGACCAGAACGAAAGCCUGUCAAAUAAAUUGAAAUCUGUGACGGAUCAUGCAUUGACACUCGAAGAAAAAGCAGCCAAGAUGGAAGAGAUACUGAAGGAGAAGGAGAAAACCAACAAGGAAAAAGAAACCCUGGCUCUUCAGUUGCGAGACACACAAUUCAAGAAAACCAAGGAGUUACAAGCACUGAAAGAAAAAGAGAAAGGUCUCCUGUCUGAAAUCGACGGACAUCGUGGACUGAUGAAAAACCUCUACCUCCGGUUACACCGGCUGGAUGUGGAGACUCUCAGGCAACAAGAAAUCAUGUAUACUCAGGAUUUUUAUAUUCAGCAAGUGGAGCGCAGGCUGUCACGCUUAAAGGGGGAGCUUAAUACAGAUGAGAGGCAAAUUUUAGAAGCAAAACUUGAGGAACUUACAAAGAUUGCAGAUAAAAAGAAACAAGCAUGCAAUGUUUUACAAGCUCAGCAGAAGAAACUUCAGAAUGAUAUACACUUUAUCAAGUUGGCUAUGAAUAAGACCGGAGAAGAAAUGGCUGGCCUGAAUACCAGAGUGGAUGAGCUAAACCUUUUCACUGACAAAUCUGAGAAGUUGCUAAAAAAAGCCAGAGCAGAUAAGCAGGAUCUGAUGAUUGAAGAUAAUCUUUUAAAGCUGGAACUGAAACGUGUGAGGAAUAUGCUAUACAACAAGGCAGAGAAAGUUCUGUCUCUUGAAAAACGCAAGCAACAGCUAAAAACAGCGAUGGAAGAAAGGACGGCGGAGAUUAAAGUUCAUAAGGCAAUGCUGGAGAACCAAAUCAGGAUUGCGGAGCAGGAGCGGCAGACUAUGAGUACCGAGUUUCAUGAACGAUUAAGUAAAAUUGAUAAACUGAAGAGCAGGUACGAGAUCGUCACCAUCGUCAUGAUGCCCCCGGAAGGAGAAGAGGAGAAAAGUCAGGUCUAUUACGUCAUCAAGACUGCUCAGGAAAAGGAGGAUCUGCAGCGUGAAGGAGAUGCUUUGGAUGCCAAGAUCCAGCGCGCCGAAAAAGAAUGUGAUGCCUUGAAGAACACCCUGCACGUGCUUAAUAAUUGCAACAGCAACUACCGAAACUCAUUCAAGAAAGUCACAGAGAACAGUGAAGAGUAUGAAGAAAAGGUGCAACUGGAAAAAGAGAAAAGAGCUGCUGAUGAGAAAUACAGAUACAAGAGAAGGCAGAUUAAGGAGCUGCAGGAGGAUAUCCAGGCCAUGCAGAUUACCCUUGAUAACCUUUCGAAAGAGGAAGCUCUGUGCAAAGAAAAAUCCAAGGAGAAAAAUGCACUUAUUGUACAGCUGACCAAAGAAAUAGAUUACCAAAAGCCCAAACUAGAACGAGUCAUAAAACAGGUUUUCCGAUUAUCCAGAGAGCUCCGCUCGCUAAAGAAGACAACGUCAGAAACACUAGAAGAACAAGAUAUUGAUUUUCGUGAGCUGAAAGACUUCAGCAAAUCUGUUGAUAAAAUGCUCCUCGAGAUUUCAGAGGCAAAUCCAGAUUUAAGCUCAGUGCUCCAGACAUAUUUUGAACAGGCUGCCAUAUCCUUUCCUGCUGUUUCUUGCCGACAUAGUUCUCGCUCAUCUGGUCACAGCUCUUCAACCUCGAGCAUCUCUCUGAAGAGCUCAGCUUCAUCUUCUAGUCAGGCACACCUCAAAGUUGUCUCGUUGACUUUACCAUCUACUUCUGUGAUGUCUUCACGCCCUUCAACCCAAAGUAGCAGCUCCAGCACUCCUCACAGCAGAACUCCAAAAUAGGGCUGAGUGUUGCAGAGCACGGAAUGUGCUAUUGUUUUAAGAGAUUAGGUGUUACAGCAUUACUUAGAAAUAUUUCUAUUAAACUGUGGUAUAUUUUAUUGAUGUAGGUAAGUAGCUGAAAGUUAUCAACUUUAGGUUAUGUUGGAAAAACGUAAGUUUAAUAAAAGUCUUA
Molecule: messenger RNA, 3310 nt
Organism: Eublepharis macularius
Lineage: Eukaryota; Metazoa; Chordata; Lepidosauria; Squamata; Eublepharidae
Gene: CCDC39
Product: coiled-coil domain containing 39
Exons: 21
Coding region: 1-3138 (1045 amino acids)
Biological process (GO): cilium-dependent cell motility; inner dynein arm assembly; cilium movement
Cellular component (GO): axoneme
Source: RefSeq, a predicted model, not a curated record